Parastagonospora nodorum SN15 is the source of this 1422-nucleotide messenger RNA. RefSeq lists its product as hypothetical. The record is from RefSeq and is a predicted model, not a curated record. The transcript has a single exon. Gene Ontology annotation, molecular function: FAD binding; oxidoreductase activity. The coding region runs from base 1 to 1422 and encodes 473 amino acids. Lineage: Eukaryota; Fungi; Ascomycota; Dothideomycetes; Pleosporales; Phaeosphaeriaceae.
AUGGCUCCCUUUUUCGCCAAUCGAAGCUGUGACCCAUUCCAGCCCAAAGACCGUCCAUGUGAACUCGGCAACUACGUGAGAUAUGCAGUAGAUGCGUCUGGACCUGCGGACGUUCAGAAAACUAUUGCAUUCGCUGCCCAGAAGAACAUUCGUCUUGUCGUUCGGAACACGGGGCACGACUACCUUGGUCGCUCUACUGGCGCAGGUUCUCUGGCUGUGUGGACUCAUCACCUCAAAGACAUCACUCAUAUCCCGGCGUACAAAGGCUCAGGAUACAGUGGUGCGGCUUUCAAAUUUGGUGCAGGUGUCCAAGGUUUUGAGGCCAUGGCUGCUUCACGUGACAAGAAGCUUGUCGUAGUCGGCGGAGAGUGCCCUACUGUCGGUAUCGCGGGUGGCUAUGCCCAAGGUGGUGGUCACUCGGCUUUGAGUACUAGCUUUGGUCUCGCAGCGGACAAUGUCCUCAACUGGGAGGUCGUCACUGCCAAUGGAAAGCUUGUCAACGCAAACGCUCAAGAAAACUCCGACUUAUACUGGGCACUCAACGGCGGCGGUGGCAGCACUUUUGGUGUCGUUGUGUCCAUGACAAUGAAGGCCCACCAAGAACCAAAAGUCUUCGGUGGAGCGACCUUGUCAUUCUUCACCACAGAAAACCCCCAGGAAACCUUUUACGACGGCAUCCAGGCGUUCCACGAAGAGCUGCCCGCAAUGGUCGACGCAGGAUCCAUGGUUGUGCACUAUUUCACAUCAUCUUUCUUCAUGAUUUCUCCGCUCAGCGCGUACAAUAGGACCGCUGCCGAGGUGAGGACCAUCUUAGCGCCAUUCGCCGCCAGAUUGGACAAGUUGGGCAUAAAAUACACCGCUACAUACAGCGAGUUCAACACGUACUACGAGCAUUUUGACAAGUACUUCGGCCCACUUCCGCUCGGUAACAUCCAGAUAGGAAUCGCGCAGUAUGGCACUCGCCUCAUCCCACGCAGCGUCGUGAAGACCAUUCCAGACACCUGGAGAGCUAUUGUGGAGAAGGGCGUGACAUGGAUUGGUGUAGGAACCAAUGUCAAGUCCUUUGGGUCGCAGCAAACAACUUCUGUGCACCCCGCGUGGAGGGACACCAUUGUGCACGCUACCUUGACGCUGCCAUGGAGUUUCACUGCUCCAUGGGCGGAUGCAUUUGAAACUCAGGAGAAGAUGACCAAGGAGAUCAUGCCUUUGGUUGAGGCAGCGACGCCUGGUAGUGGCUCUUAUGUCAAUGAGGCUGACUUCCGUCAGCCGAACUUUCAGACGACCUUCUGGGGUGACAACUACAGGAAGCUGUCUAGUAUCAAGAAGAAGUGGGAUUCAUCUGAUAUGUUUUACGCGACAGUUGGUGUUGGCAGCGAGGCUUGGAAUGUUCGUAACGACGGCCGCUUGUGUCGCUCCACAUAG